Molecule: messenger RNA, 856 nt
Organism: Mugil cephalus (flathead mullet)
Lineage: Eukaryota; Metazoa; Chordata; Actinopteri; Mugiliformes; Mugilidae
Exons: 6
Coding region: 59-769 (236 amino acids)
Source: RefSeq, a predicted model, not a curated record
UGGGCUGAACUUUGGGACUUUAAAGAGUCCGAGCACGCGCAAUCACCAGUCAUCAAGCAUGAUGGAGUUUGCUCAGGUUGCCGUGGCUGUUCUCAGUCUUCUGUCUGUUGCCCAGUCGGCUCCUGUGACCGACUGUGAGACUCUAACCCAAACGAUUGAUAUCAAAAAAGAUCAGCUGCAAGGAAGAUGGACCAUCAGAGCGGAGGCCUCGGACGCUCCUUCAGCCAAAACGAUGAUGUAUUUAUUUGUACAGAGCGUCUGGUUGAACGUCACCAACAACAGCACAACCGAUACUAUCACAAUUUUUCAGAAUCAGAAAAUGUUGUCCUCGUGCUUCACAUUCAGGACUACAAAGACCUUGAAAAACAACACUCUCACUAUGGAGCAACCUUUACCUGCUACUGACGUCCUGCUGCGUACUAGCUGUCCCGACUGCCUGGUUUGGUACUCAAAAGUCAGCGUUGGAAAUAGCAGAUUCACUAGUCUCGAUCUACUGAGCAGGAGAGGGAGAGUGUCUGCUGCUGAGAUGGAGGAGUUUAAGAAGCAGGCCAGCUGUCUGAACCUACCAUCGCCUUCAAUCAUGGACCCAGAAGAGGAGUAUUGUCCUGAUCCAUCUGAAUCCCAAGACAUUAUUGAUCUGACUGAUCACAUACAGAGCAUGAGCGUAGAUGAGACUAAAGAAUGGGAAGAGUUUUUAAACAGUGGAACAGGGCUGAAGAUGCUUAUUGACAUGAUCUCCAAGCCCUUUUUUGCAGCAGGAAAAGAUUAGAAAUUGUGAGGGCACGAUAUGCUUACACACUGAAGAAGCUACCGCAACAUGCUGCCUAAAAUAAAGGCGCUAACUGAAUAACAUGAA